Molecule: messenger RNA, 2632 nt
Organism: Trifolium pratense (red clover)
Lineage: Eukaryota; Viridiplantae; Streptophyta; Magnoliopsida; Fabales; Fabaceae
Product: indole-3-pyruvate monooxygenase YUCCA6-like
Exons: 4
Coding region: 462-1754 (430 amino acids)
Biological process (GO): auxin biosynthetic process
Molecular function (GO): flavin adenine dinucleotide binding; N,N-dimethylaniline monooxygenase activity; NADP binding
Source: RefSeq, a predicted model, not a curated record
ACCACUUAGAUUUUGUCGAUAUAAAUAAAUUGUAUAUGUGACAAUAAGAAUAUAUACACAUUUGAUAGAUAUGUAUAUCAUAAUAUCACCAUCCUUCUCACUCAGUCUCUCUCUGAGCUAUGAAUGCUGAUUUAGCCCCGUAGUUGUUCCGCUUAACCCUCCUCCACAAGAAACACAUAACACAAUUCAAAUCACAUUUCUUCAUUUUAAACAAGUGGAUAGAUAAGAACCUCUUUAAUUCCUCUCCAAUUUUUCAGCAAAAAAUAUUAAGCCUAACCCCCUUUCACCACCAAACUCAACCUAAUCCUACUUCUAAAACUUUGUUUCUUUUCUCUCCCACACACGGUUUCUUCCUAAUCCUAACCCUUCCUCUCACUCUAAUUUGAUAUAUCAUCACAAUUCUUCAACAUUUUUUUCCUUUUUUCUUUCAUCUUUUCUUGAAAGAAAAAAAAAAAUUCUUGAUGGACUAUUGUUUAAGAGAAUUAGAAGGUAAACAAGCUAAUGAUCCUUUGUUCAUGAAAAAAAUGAACAACAAUAACAACCACAAAUCGUCAUCAACAACGCCUUCACAGGUCCAUGAACAAACACAACGCGUGUUUGUUCAUGGACCUGUGAUUGUUGGAGCCGGACCAUCAGGAUUAGCGGCAGCAGCAUGUCUUAAAGAAAAAAACAUUCCAUGUAUAAUCUUAGAAAGAUCUAAUUGCAUAGCAUCAUUAUGGCAACUCAAAACCUACGAUCGACUACGUCUUCAUCUCCCGAAACAAUUUUGUGAAUUACCCUUCAUGGAAUUUCCUUCAAAUUUCCCAACAUACCCUUCAAAGCAACAAUUCAUAAAGUACUUAGAAGAUUAUGCGGAAAGGUUUGGAAUUAGGCCGCGGUUUAACGAGACAGUGAAAAAUGCUGAAUUUGAUAGUAAAAUUGGCUGUUGGAAGUUGAAGAGUUUUAGUAGUAAAGGGGAUUUAACGACGGAAUAUGUUUGUCGGUGGUUGAUCGUUGCAACCGGAGAGAAUGCCGAGGCUGUUGUGCCUAAUAUUGAAGGUGUAGAUGAAUUUGAUGGAAUUAUAAGACAUACAAGUUUGUAUAAAAGUGGUGAAGAGUUUAGAGGGAAGAAAGUUUUAGUUGUUGGUUGUGGUAAUUCUGGUAUGGAAGUUUGUUUGGAUCUUUGUAACCAUGAUGCUACUCCUUCUCUUGUUGUUAGAGAUUCAGUACACGUUCUACCACGAGAGAUGCUAGGAAAAUCAACUUUUGGGUUGUCCAUGUGGUUACUUAAAUGGUUUCCAUUGAGACUUGUCGAUAGGUUUUUGCUCAUAGUGUCAUGGCUUAUGCUUGGUGACACUUCUCAACUUGGUUUGGAUCGUCCUAGUUUGGGUCCCCUUCAACUCAAAAACCUCUCCGGUAAAACUCCCGUCCUAGAUGUGGGUACCCUUGCCAAGAUUAAAGGUGGACACAUUAAGGUACGACCAAGCAUAAAGCGGUUAAAACGUCAUACAGUGGAAUUCAUAGAUGGAAGGUCAGAGAAUUUUGAUGGUAUCAUAUUGGCAACUGGUUACAAAAGCAAUGUACCCUAUUGGCUCAAGGAAGAGGAUAUGUUCUCUAAGAAAGAUGGAUUUCCUAUGAAGCCAUUUCCAAAUGGAUGGAAAGGUAAAAAUGGACUCUAUGCGGUAGGUUUUACAAAAAGGGGAUUAUUAGGUGCAUCUAUGGAUGCUAAAAGAAUAGCUAUUGACAUUGAAAGGUGUUUAGAAGCUGAAAAAUAAAAAAUUAUAUAAAGAGCAAUUUUUUGCUCCCUCAAUUUUGCCACAUAAAUUUGGUUUUUGCUAAGUGAGAUCAAGACACAAAAGAAAGGCAUUGAUCAUGAAAACAACUUAUCAUAAUCAUUGAUGUUUGGUCUUGGCUAACCCAAAAGACAUUCAUUCAUUCAUUUAUUCAUUGAGGAAUAUAUUGAUUUGAAGUUGGUUUGGUAUAUAAAUGAAUGGAAAGUGAGAUGUAUAUUUUUGGAGGGGCUAACUUUGCUAUAAAACAUGUGUGUACAAUGGCAUUGUACCAAAUUGGAUGAAGGAGUACUCCAAUAUUCUAUAUGCAUGGAGGAGAAAUGGGCAAAAAGUGAAAGGACAAUAUGUAAUGUAAUGUAAUAUUCAUCGGUUGGUUUGGGGUUGAUCAGAAGAUAUUGAAUUGAAGUUGAAGCAAGGAAAAAUAAUUGUAGUUUUUUUUCCUAAGCGGGGACCUCGUUGAAUUUACAUUCCAAUUCCAUGCGGUAUGGAUUUUGCAUUCACGCACUCAGGAGUUUAAUAGUUUCAUGAUCAAGAUCAGACAUUCUAAAAAUGCAGAUUUAAUUUUAAUUUUAUAAUUUGAAGUAUUGAACUUGAAUUUAAAAAGUCUAAUUUUGAUCGAACAUUUGUUGAAAUCUUAACCGUACGAAUGUGAAAAAUUCUUAAAGUUUGCCCGAACUUACUCUUCUCUCUAUAUAUAUGUACGUUUGUACAUAUUGCAUUUAUUUUUACCUAAUUAGUUUUUUGACUUAAAGAGAAGUGAUGGGAGACAGAGUGGGUUGUGGAAGAUGUUCUAUAUGGAUGGUAUGUGAUUGUGGUAUAUAACAUCUAAUAUUUCCUUUUAUUAUUUAUUUUUUGUUUGGUUU